AGACUUGUCGAAUGCUUGCCGGCGGGGUUCGCCCUGGGAGGACUGUUACCAUUCAUGCACUCGGAAGCCUUCAGAAAAGUUUUCCAAACUUGAGCCUUCACAAGCCCUGCACUCUAAAAAGAACCAGGGAGAUUUCCUCCUUCUUCUGCACAGAGAGCUUGCAGAAAAAAAAAAAAAAAAAAAAAAAAAAGACUGGAUGCAUUGUGAUGAAAAUUUGCACGUGGGGCCAGGUGUCCAGUAAGCGAUUCCCCAGGGAGCUUUAUACCAGAUAGGCACUGUCUGGGCGGAAGACUGGACAUUCAAAGGCAUUUUGCAUGCGUUGCUGUGAAAUUCCUUUUUAUUUCUUUUUUUCUUAAGAGAUAAGAGGCAAUCCCUGGUCUGUUCUUUUACCAAUGCCCCGUGGGUGACAGGCUCUUUCCCAGAAGUUGAACGAGACAACAAUACUCUGGCUGGUCCUUCUCUCCCAAGUCAAGUGGCUUCUCUGGUAAUGGACUGCCUUUUUGUGAGCUUCCACCCUGGUCAGGCUUUCUGAACCUAGCCUGUGAAGCGAGAUAAGAAACAUCCCCCAGGGCAAAAAAAAUGACUGAAGAACCCACAAAAGAGAACCUGGGAGGCCCGAAGUCUCCCACACCUGUGACAAUGGAGAAAAGCCCCAAGAGUGAAGUUGUGGUCACCACGGUCCCCUUGGUCAGUGAGGUUCAGCUGACGGCCGCCACCGGGGGUGCCGAACUCUCUUGCUACCGCUGCAUCAUCCCCUUUGCCGUGGUGGUCUUCAUCACCGGGAUCGUGGUCACCGCUGUAGCUUACAGCUUCAAUUCCCAUGGUUCCGUCAUCUCCAUCUUAGGCCUGGUCCUUCUGUCCUCUGGACUGUUUUUACUAGCCUCCAGCGCGUUGUGCUGGAAGGUGAGACAAAGGAACAAAAAAGUCAAGAGACGCGAGAGUCAGACGGCUCUGGUGGUAAAUCAGAGAAGUUUGUUUGCUUAAGACUGAGUAAGACCAAAAGAGACAUUUCACCCUACCGCCCUACGCUAACUCGGUGACUUCAUUCGUACCGAACCAGCCCAGGAGGGGAUGGGCUCAACUUUGGAAUGAAUUACCAGAAUGAAAAUAGGGCAUAGAGAGGACCGAAAGCGAGGCGUCAAGACGGUUCCCCCUUUGUAGGGAAUAACUCAUCUUCUUUAACGACAAACUUAAUCCUAAGGGCUAUUUCUAAGACAGAAGAAUCAGCUUUCUUUUUAUGUUAAACGUUUGGGGAGCGCGGGAUAUGCACAGCAUUAAAUAACACUUGCUUCACCUUAGAAAGUACUUAAGGAAUGAUGGACAAAUAAUGGACAGGAUGAGAACCCUGGCAAGUGGUGUUCCAGAAACGUUCCACCAAAAACCUACAUAGGCUUGGCAUUCCCAUGUACUUAGGAAAUUCUGUGCUAUAUAUAUAUAUUUUUUCUAAUAAGUUGAUUCUUUACCACCCCUUAAAGAAUUUUCACUCUCAGUAACAAACAGCAUUAGAGGUACUUUAUUUUGAAGAAUAGACUAAUAUUUUUUAUAUUUUAACAAUGGACAAUUGUAGAUGAUUGUAAUGAUACGUCAGAAGGAAACAGAAACGUAGAUGAGAACACAGAUGACGCGGGGACAGUUAAAUUAAUACCGAAAUAAUCCAAUACAGCACCUUCGAUGGCUUUUAUACAAAAGUUCAAUGUGCAUUUCACUCAAAAUAAUACAUGCUCAUGGCUGCUGAAACUUCUUAAA
Messenger RNA from Rattus norvegicus (Norway rat), 1746 nucleotides. Lineage: Eukaryota; Metazoa; Chordata; Mammalia; Rodentia; Muridae. The record is from RefSeq and is a predicted model, not a curated record.